Messenger RNA from Heterocephalus glaber (naked mole-rat), 2977 nucleotides. RefSeq names its product nuclear receptor subfamily 1 group I member 2 (gene Nr1i2). Gene Ontology annotation, biological process: negative regulation of transcription by RNA polymerase II; cell differentiation; positive regulation of transcription by RNA polymerase II. NCBI's taxonomy places the organism in Eukaryota, Metazoa, Chordata, Mammalia, Rodentia, Bathyergidae. The record is from RefSeq and is a predicted model, not a curated record. Gene Ontology annotation, molecular function: nuclear receptor activity; zinc ion binding; RNA polymerase II cis-regulatory region sequence-specific DNA binding.
AUAUCUCAAAGCAGACACUUGCAUUGUUCCUCCCAUUCUGGGUUUCACAGUAGACAACUGAAGAGAAAAGGAAGGAGCCAUAACCAGAGUAAAUAUGGUAAUCUGCUCGUUUACUAGUUCAAGUUCUGGACUUGGGACUUAAGAGUAACCGUGGGGCCACUUGGAACCGGCUUUAGAACUGGCUGACCUGUAGAUAAGAGACAAGCUGUACUUAUAUUAGGAGACCUAAGAACAAGAGGAAGCCCUGUCUUUUCUUCAACAGGAGCCUCAGUCUCACCUGGGAGCUCUGAGAGCUGUGUUCACUCCUGGGAAAUAGAAGAGACUGAGCCAAGACUCCCACUUCCGCCGAUAACAAGGCAGCCACGACAGGUUUGAAGCAAAACAGCUUCAGGUGGAUCUGUCACUCCUGAUUGUCCAGAGUGAAUCUCAAGGGAGAAGUCAGAGCAAAGCAGCUGCUGCCCAGCAGCCCCAGAAGAUGGAAGCUGUAGAGCAAGAGGAUCAAGGAUACGACACCAGUCUAACAUUGAAGGCAGCUGUAGAGUCAACAGUGAGGUCUACAUUGGAAGGCUAAAGAAACUGGAGCCUGAUGUCCAAAGUCUGAGUUCCAGAGGCAAACCUGGAGGUGAGAAGUGAAGAAAACAGAAGCCAUGCCAACCUUGUACACUACCAAGAAGCAGACUCUGUCUCUGGGACGACCCCCAACAACAUAGAGGAGGAAGAUGGGCGUCUCCAGGUCUGCCGUGUAUGUGGGGACAAGGCCAAUGGCUAUCACUUCAAUGUCAUGACAUGUGAAGGAUGCAAGGGCUUUUUCAGGCGGGCCAUGAAACGCAAUAUCCGGCUGAGGUGCCCCUUCCGUAAGGGCACGUGUGAGAUCACGCGGAAGACGAGGCGACAGUGCCAGGCCUGCCGCCUGCGCAAGUGCCUGGAGAGCGGCAUGAAGAAGGAGAUGAUCAUGUCCGAAGCGGCCGUGGAGCAGAGGCGGGCCUUGAUCAAGAGGAAGAAAAGGGAAAGAGUGGAGAACCAGCCUCUUGCCACUCAGGGGCUGACGGAGGAACAGCAGAUGCUGAUCAGGGAGUUGAUGGAUGCUCAGAAGAAAACCUUUGACACCACCUUCUCGCAUUUCAAGGACUUCCGGCUGCCAGAAGUGUUUAGCAGUCGCUGUGAGAUGCCAGAGUCUCUGAAGUACCCACUGGCAGAAGACAAGUGGAAGCAGAUCAAGGAAUAUCUGGGUAGUAUGAAGAUCUCUCUGCAGCUGCGGGCGGAAGAUGGCAGUGUCUGGAACUACAAACCCCCAGAAAACAGCGAUGGGAAAGAGAUCAUUUCCCUGCUGCCCCACCUGGCUGACAUGUCAACCUACAUGUUCAAAGGCAUCAUCAAUUUUGCCAAAGUCAUCUCCUACUUCAGGGACUUGCCCAUUGAGGACCAGAUCUCCCUCUUGAAGGGGGCCACCUUUGAGAUGUGCCUACUGAGGUGCAACACAAUGUUCAACACAGAGACUGGGAUCUGGGAGUGUGGUCGGCUGACCUACUUCUUCAAAGACCCUAAAGACAGCUUCCAGAAACUUCUCCUGAAUCCUGUGAUGAAGUUCCACUACAUGUUGAAGAAGCUGCAGCUGCAUCAGGAGGAAUAUGUGCUGAUGCAGGCUAUCUCCCUCUUCUCCCCAGACCGCCCAGGCGUGAUGCAACGUGCAGUGGUGGAACAGCUGCAGGAGCAAUUUGCCACCACUCUGAAGGCCUACAUUGAGUGUGUCCGGCCCCAGCCUGCCCACCGGUUCCUGUUCCUGAAGAUCAUGGCUGUGCUCACCGAACUGCGCAGCAUCAAUGCCCAGAACACCCAGAAGCUACUGAGCAUCCAAGACACACACCCCUUUGCCACUACGCCCCUCAUGCGGGAGCUGAUCAGUGGCACGGACGACUGAGUGGUGGCCCUUGGGUGGAGCCUCUGUGGGACAGCCAGACCCAGAACUCUCUGAGAUGUUACUUCUUUUUUUUUUUUUUUUUGGUGCUGGGGGUCGAACUCAGGACCUUGAGCUUGCAAGGCACGUGUGGUGCCACUGAGCUAAAUCCCUGGCCCUGAGAUGCCACUUCUGAGGCUGGACAGAUGGACAAUGCUGAUAGGUGACAACAUUCUGACCAUAGCAGGGUAGCAUUUCUUAGGCACUGGCCGUGGGCACCCCAUCCCCCAGUGCAUCCUGGAGAGAGGGAAACCAUAGAUCAAGUAUGGAGAGUGCACUGGCCUACAGAUCAGGCCCAUCAGAGAAGCAAGGCUGCUCUUCCCUUAGACAAGGUCCUGUGGUCUGGGAAUAAAUCCCUAAAUCCCUCUAAAAUGCCACGGUGGGAGAGGGAAAGGAAUAAUGGGGCUGAGCCUCCAUAGCAUCUAUGCCACACCCACGAUCAUUGUCCGGAGUCUCUUCCUUGCUACCUCUAAUAAUCCUGCCUCCACUUCCUACCCACUGGACCAAACCCCGCCCUUUCUGCUAAGCUGCUCGGGUGGGGGUUCCAGGCCUGAGCUCAUCAGCAGGUGCACUGGUGUCUGUGGGAGUCUUCUAGAGAAGCCAGGAGGCCCAGACUGUGUCAGAAGCUUGCGACGACCUCAUUCUGGGUCUCUUCAUCCACUCAAGCACAUUACUAAGUACCAGCAUGCUGUGGGAUAUACACUAUUGACUCAGAUGUGGACCUUGAUCUCAGAGCUUACAGUUAAGAAAACAAAGUCGGAACACAAGCAGCAUGGAUCAAAAGGGCAAGUGACACAUGACAUAAGCCCAGGGAACUUCUUUAUGUGGAUGCUGACUGCGCUGGGGAUCUGUGGGUACUGGGGACCCCAGGGAGGGUUCUGAGGACGUGUUUAUGGGAGGAAAAGGUGGGAACUGUGGCUGUGGUAACUGUGUGGCUUGGUAUGGGAAGUCUGAGAUGGGAACACUGAGGUGCUUGGUGACAUGGCUGCGGUGACUGUGGGUUAAUAAACAUGCCAGAUCAGA